UGUCUUCAUCAGAGUGCCCCCUUACAUCAAGUGUCCCCAUCAGAGUACCCCCUUAUAUCAUGUGUCUUCAUCAGAGUGCCCCCUUACAUCAAGUGUCCCCAUCAGAGUGCCCCUUACAUCAAGUGUCCCCAUCAGAGUACCCCCUUAUAUCAUGUAUCUUCAUCAGAGUGCCCCCUUACAUCAAGUGUCUCCAUCAGAGUAUCCCCUUAUAUCACGUGUCCCCAUCAGAGUACCCCUUACAUCAAGUGUCCCCAUCAGAGUGCCCCUUACAUCAAGUGUCCCCAUCAGAGUGCCCCCUUACAUCAAGUGUCUUCAUCAGAGUGCCCCCUUACAUCAAGUGUCCCCAUCAGAGUGCCCCCUUACAUCAGGGUCCCCAUCAGAGUACCCCCUUAUAUCAGGUGUCUUCAUCAGAGUGCCUCCUUACAUCAGGGUCCCCAUCAGAGUACCCCCUUAUAUCAGGUGUCUUCAUCAGAGUGCCCCCUUACAUCAUGUAUCUCUAUCAGAGUGCCCCUUACAUCAAAAGUCCCGAUUAGAGUGCCCCCCCACACACACACAAAUUGUCCUCAUUAUGGUGCCCCCUUACAUCAACUGUCUGCAUCAGUGUACCCCUUACAUCAAUUGCCCUCCCAGAGUGCCCCUAACAUUAAUUUCCUGAUCAGAAUGCCCCUUUACAUCAAAUGUUCCCAUCAGAGUGCCCCCUGCAUCAAAUGCCUCAUUACAGUCCUCCUUAUAUCA
Staurois parvus is the source of this 735-nucleotide messenger RNA. The record is from the annotation of a GenBank genome assembly. Lineage: Eukaryota; Metazoa; Chordata; Amphibia; Anura; Ranidae.